AUGAAGCAUUUGCCUUACUUUACACUCUUAAGCCUCUUCUUAGGAGCUCUGUUUCUUGCAAACAUCAAACCAAACGAAGGGUCUUUGUCUUCUUCACUCGACACUCCUGGAAGCUUGCUAUCCGAUCUCUGGCUAGACCGGUUUCCCGAUCCAUUCAAGAUCUUGGAGAGAAUCCCACUAGAGCUCGAGAGGGACCAGAGCGUGGCUCUGUCUCCAGCGAGAGUGGACUGGAAAGAAACAUCAGAAGGGCAUGAGAUAAUGCUCGAUGUACCCGGUUUGAAGAAGGAUGAGGUGAAGAUAGAAGUGGAAGAGAAUCGUGUUCUAAGAGUCAGUGGAGAGAGGAAAAGAGAAGAAGAAAAGAAAGGAGACCAAUGGCAUAGAGUUGAGAGAUCGUAUGGUAUGUUCUGGAGACAGUUCAAGCUACCUGAUAAUGUGGAUAUGGAAUCUGUUAAAGCCAAGCUUGAGAACGGUGUUCUCACUGUUAAACUCGCUAAGCUCUCCCCUGAAAAGGUCAAGGGUCCAAGAGUUGUUGACAUUGCAGCUGAAGAGGAUCAAACUGCAAAGAUCAGCUCUUCUGAAGCCAAAGAGCUCUGA
This is a messenger RNA of Microthlaspi erraticum, 594 nucleotides long. NCBI's taxonomy places the organism in Eukaryota, Viridiplantae, Streptophyta, Magnoliopsida, Brassicales, Brassicaceae. The record is from the annotation of a GenBank genome assembly.